UUAAAUUGUGCAAGCGCUUGUUUUUGAGUUAUCAAGCGUCCGCUAUGUCGCCUAAAGAAAUCAUUGAAAAAGUUGAACAACUCCUUUGUCCGUUUGGCUUUGAAGCACAUGCGUUUAAGAUUGGCUGGUAUAAUGAACAUGUUGAUGAAAAUUUCAAGUUUCCGUAUGACUAUGAUACAAUGGCAAUACUAGUUAUCAGUACACCAGACAUGUUUGACAAGAGUCUUGUCCCUUAUAUAGUGAGAACAGAAUGUCCAGGGACUGGAGAUAUGUUAGAUCACUGUGUUACAGAACAUUUUAAUAAUAUAAAAAAGGAGUUUGCUGACUGUGAUAUAGAAGCUAUCCAUGACUUUGAGUUGUUACCAAGCCGACGUCCUAAAGUCCUUGUCCAGACAGCAGGUCAUGUAUCAGGUGCAGCAUAUUAUUACCAGAGGAAAGAUUUAGACCCAGAUCCAUGGGGAGAUAAAGCUAAAAUAUAUGGUGUGAGCAUACAUCCGAAAUACGGAGGUUGGUUUGCAUUGAGAGGGGUCCUUAUCUUCAAGAAUAUAAAACACCCGGACCUUGAGAGGGUCAGUCCUGUUGAUGUUGUUAACACAUACGAGCUGAAGAAAGAAUUACUGGAGAGGUUUAACUACAACUGGCAGGACUGGACCUUCAGAGACAUUAUUCCAGUGGAAAAGAGAUACUCGGAAGAUCAGAAAGAGUAUUUUGCAACAUUGCCGAAAGAUAGACAACCAUUGAUAGAAAAACUUAAAAGUCAUAGAAAAUGUGAAGCUGUAGAUAGUUUGUGAAUGCUUGUUUUAUAUUCAAUGUUAUUUAUAGAUUGACUAUUUCAAGAAAAGGCAGAGCUAUUGUACUCACCCUGGUUAAGUUUUUGUGCAAGUUUUUAUCUCUAAAACUACUAGAGGGAAUGAAUUGAAACUUCACACACUUACUUUAGAGUCAAUAGGAGGUCACUGUCCAAGGCCCAUUAAUUUAAUAUUGAUUUUGACUGAAUUAUGGCCCUUUUUGAACUUGGAAAAUUGUACAUUAUUCAGACUCUUAUUUUAUUAUCAAGCAUAAGAAUAGUCGAGUCCUACUGACAGCUCUUGUUUUUACUAUAUAAGCUUUCUCUCGUGUCUGAUUUUUUGACAUGGAGUCCAAUUCUAAUAAAUUGU
Messenger RNA from Ruditapes philippinarum (Manila clam), 1157 nucleotides. RefSeq names its product cyanocobalamin reductase / alkylcobalamin dealkylase-like. The record is from RefSeq and is a predicted model, not a curated record. Gene Ontology annotation, cellular component: cytoplasm. The transcript has 4 exons. Lineage: Eukaryota; Metazoa; Mollusca; Bivalvia; Venerida; Veneridae. Bases 45 to 791 code for a protein of 248 amino acids. Gene Ontology annotation, biological process: cobalamin metabolic process. Gene Ontology annotation, molecular function: cyanocobalamin reductase (cyanide-eliminating) (NADP+) activity; demethylase activity; FAD binding.